CUCAUCGCCAUAUUGGAUCAACUAGUAAGAGAGAAAGAAGGAGUGGAGGUAGAAAAAGGGGAGACUGAGUGAAUCGGGGAUUGCUGUUAUUUUAAUAGCUAUCUGAAUGCGAAAACGGGAAUAAAACCACCAUCGGAGUUCAUUUAUGAACCGAUAACCUCCGAGAGUUCAGAUCGCAGGCAAGACGAGACCAGGAUUUUCGUGUUUUCGCCGUUGUUAGGACUUGUCUGCAGACUAUGACUUCCCUGACCCAGCGGAGUUCGGGCCUGGUGCAGAGGCGGACCGAGGCCUCUCGCAACGCCGCCGCCGACAAGGAGAGGGGAUCCGGGGACGAGGAUUACGAGCCCCGCCGCGGGGAUGAGCAGGAAGACGAUGACAAGGGAGAUUCCAAAGAGACUCGGCUCACGCUGAUGGAAGAGGUGCUGCUGCUGGGACUGAAGGACAGAGAGGGCUACACAUCCUUUUGGAACGACUGCAUCUCUUCUGGUUUGCGGGGCUGUAUGCUUAUUGAACUGGCCUUAAGAGGACGUCUGCAGCUGGAGGCUUGUGGGAUGAGGAGAAAAAGCUUAUUGGCAAGAAAGGUGAUUUGUAAGUCUGAUGCGCAGACUGGGGAUGUCUUGCUGGAUGAAGCUUUGAAACACAUUAAAGAAACUCAGCCGCCUGAAACAGUACAAAGCUGGAUUGAACUGCUAAGUGGUGAGACGUGGAACCCUCUAAAACUGCACUAUCAGCUAAGGAAUGUACGGGAGCGCUUAGCCAAAAACCUGGUGGAAAAAGGAGUGCUCACAACUGAGAAACAGAACUUCCUGCUUUUCGACAUGACGACACACCCCCUGACCAACAACAACAUCAAGCAGCGCCUCAUUAAGAAAGUACAGGAAGCCGUGCUGGAGAAGUGGGUGAACGACCCCCACCGCAUGGACAAGCGCUUACUGGCCCUUAUUUUCUUAGCCCAUUCCUCUGACGUGUUGGAGAACGCUUUUGCCCCGCUUUUGGAUGACCAGUACGACCUGGCCAUGAAAAGAGUACGACAGCUGCUGGACUUGGACCCGGAAGUCGAAAGUAUGAAGACCAACACGAACGAGGUCCUCUGGGCAGUGGUGGCUGCCUUUACGAAAUGAGUUCUCACAGUGGACUGGUAAUCUUGUUCAAAUGUUGCUAUGUCAUGUAGUUUCCUCCGCGUUAUAACUGGGCUUUGACCCUGAGACAUGUAUCAUUCUUUAAUAUUUUCUUUGCUUGUAGAUAAUCCCUUCCUUGCCCUCCUAGUUCGCUGUGAGAUCUCAACAUCUAAACGCUCACGUUACUCCUGUGCAAACAGGACUUUUAAAAAUAAUGUUAAAAAAAUCAGUCUGGUUAUAGAUCCACUCUGUGGGUGAUGUCUUCGGAAUAUUUAAAACUGGAGGGGACUGUUUAGAAAGAUUUCACUUUUAGCCUGGUACAUGACUGAGGCCUUUCCAUGUUUCUGAACAGCCAUUUUCUUUACAGUUGUGCAUUGUACAGUUCAAGGUAAUCCACUGUGACAUUUCAAUGCCCUGUACUGAAGAGUUGUGGCAGGAUUAAAACUAAACACAGCACCUCUUGUAAGUUUCAACAUGCUUUCUACAGGGUCUAGCAGUCAGCACUUUGUACGGUCGCCCCUGUGUAUAGCACGGUUUAGUCUGACUGUUCACCAGGCAAACAGCUGAGUUUCUGCCUAAACCAGAACGAAACACUAGUUGAGGACAAAUAUUUUGCUCCUUUUUUCGAUUUUUGUCGAGCCACGUUUCCCUGUCUUAUAUUUAUGUUCCCUGAAAUUUGAUUUACCAAUGAAUGCUAUAAGAGAUCCAUUGAUAUGUGAUUUUGCUUUGGUGUAUAAGGAAGGUUUCUGCUUUGUGUUUGUCUGUUGUACUGUUCAAAUCUAUAAUCUUGUUUAUUUUUAUAACCUUUUAAAUAACUGAACAAACAAAAACAGCCAACCCAGCUGCCAGUUGACUAAACAUCACUAUUUGAGUUGAGCAUUCCUGGGGUGGAGCACAUUCCACUGUAUUCUGUAAAUACUUUCUUGUAGAAUAAACACCCUGUCUUACUACCCAGUUUUUCGGACAAGAACACACCUGACCCAGAGUUUUGUGUUAACCUCACUUACAGUGGACACUGGGGCUUUAACAGCAUGCGUCAUUAUGGUGUAGUGUUGAGAUCUUCUUAACAGGCACUCCACCCAGUGACGACUAGAUUUUUUAUCUCCCCCUCUGUGCUGUUUGGAAUGGUUGUGAUAUUUUGUUAACAUGACUGUGUAAAGGAAGCCUUUGACCAAUUUGUAUCCUAAGCGUGAGUGGAACCUUCCCUUCUGUGACACAAAUGAUAAGAUAAUGUCUUUGACUGAAAAUGUUCAUAUCCCAUGCUUAUUUCAUGUUGCAUGAUUUUUUUUUUUAAUUUCAAGACUCAAAUUUCCUUACUCCAGAAGCUGAUUUUUACUCAUUUUGUAUUCAUUUUGUUACUACAUUGUGCAAAAUCUUUUUUUUUUAAACUGUUACCUCUAAUUAUGGCUUGCUUUACAGUAGUUUAUCUUCACUUGAUGUAUACAAUACAUUGGGGAGAUAACUCAACACUGAUUUUGGUAUGAUAGCUUAUUCAUGACAGGGGUUUACAGGUAUCUGACUAUGUUUUGUUAAUAUACUCUUGGAGUAAAAAUACUAGGUAAUGUAUAACUGUAGGCUUGAAAUUAAAGGGAUCCCUAAUCUGUAUACUUGCUUUUUACCAUACAAUAAACUAAGAUCUUGAAAGUGCCUGAAAUAGA
Molecule: messenger RNA, 2776 nt
Organism: Lepisosteus oculatus (spotted gar)
Lineage: Eukaryota; Metazoa; Chordata; Actinopteri; Semionotiformes; Lepisosteidae
Gene: golph3a
Product: golgi phosphoprotein 3a
Biological process (GO): Golgi organization; Golgi vesicle budding; retrograde vesicle-mediated transport, Golgi to endoplasmic reticulum
Cellular component (GO): Golgi cisterna; trans-Golgi network; cytosol
Molecular function (GO): phosphatidylinositol-4-phosphate binding
Source: RefSeq, a predicted model, not a curated record